Stegostoma tigrinum is the source of this 2588-nucleotide messenger RNA. Its product is annotated as cdc42 effector protein 2-like. The coding region runs from base 1479 to 2189 and encodes 236 amino acids. The transcript has 2 exons. NCBI's taxonomy places the organism in Eukaryota, Metazoa, Chordata, Chondrichthyes, Orectolobiformes, Stegostomatidae. The record is from RefSeq and is a predicted model, not a curated record.
GUCUCACUACUGCCCGGGUUGUGAAUGGGUUAAGAUCAUUUACAUCCCAGUGUGUUGCAGACAAUACCGCUAGCAGAAUGCAUCAGCCUCCCAGUCCCCCUGCUCAAGGAGCUGUGCCAAGAGACUUUUAAGAACAGCUUUGUGAAGGAGUUUGUGCUUGAGAUAAACCGUUGGACAGAAGAGAGACUGAACGAUUCAGAGAAGGAGGAAUGCAGCAAAAUAAAUAGCCGCCCCCCACCCCCCAAGCUGAUUGCGUACCUCGCUGAAGGGUGUGUGUGAGAGAGAGCAGGGAAUUUAGCUUAUCCUGGUUUUAAAACUACCGCCUUAAUCAGAGGGCGAGAUGGUUUAAGUGCAGUUUCUCAGAGGCGCUCGUGAUCUGCCAACAAGCCCGAGCCUGGCACUUUCCCCGCUGACCUGGGGAGAGAUUUCAAACCUUCACACCAGCCACAAACCUCAGCACUGAGCCCUUUGGGAGAGGAAGGAGGAAUGUUCCCGAACCACUGACAGAUUGAAAAACAAUAUUCCUGAAGAGCCCGGGAAGUGGGAUACUGUGCUGUUUUCUCAUCUAACCCUCGGGUAGUGGGGGGUCGCUUCAUCAAUUGUCAACAAAGCCCCCUGUAAGAGACCAGGCGUGUUCUCACUGCACAGUGCCUGUCUCUGGUUGAGGACACUGUCGCUGCACUGUGUCAGAGCUGCCCUGGAGUUUUCACUGUGAAGACAGAAGCAGAGACUCAGCCUCUGAGACGGUGGUCCUGGAGCAUUUCAUCUCCCGGUCGCCCUCCUGCAGCAUCUUACCCCAAACGUCUCAUAGCGACUUCGCUCUACAGAAGUGUCAGAGUGCGAUCUUCAACUGAGCCAGCAGAAGACAAGUGAUCUUCCCUGAAGACAGCGCCAGGAGUGAGAGUGAUUCCCAGAGGGAGAGGGAAGGAGGGAGAGUGAUUCGCAGAGAGAGAGGGAAGGAGGGAGAGUGAUUCGCAGAGAUAGAGGGAAGGAGGGAGUGUGAUUCCCAGAGUGAUAGGGAAGGAGGGAGAGUGAUUCGCAGAGAGAGAGGGAAGGAGGGAGAGUGAUUCCCAGAGAGCGAGGGAAGGAGCGAGAGUGAUUCGCACAGAGAGAGGGAAGGAGGGAGAGUGAUUCCCAGAGAGAGAGGGAAGGAGCGAGAGUGAUUCGCAGAGAGAGGGGGAAGGAGGGAGAGUGAUUCCCAGAGGGAGAGAGAUUCCCAGAGGGAGAGGGAAGGAGGGAGAGUGAUUCCCAGAGAGAGAGGGAGGGAGCGAGAGUGAUUCGCAGAAUGAGAGGGAAGGAGGGAGCGUGAUUCCCAGAGAGAGAGGGAAGGAGGGAGAGUGAUUCCCAGAGUGAGAGGGAAGGAGGGAGUGAUUCCCAGAGUGAGAGGGAAGGAGCGAAAGUGAUUUGCAGAGAGAGAGGGAAGGAGGGAGAGUGAUUCCCAGAGAGAGAGGGAAGGAGGGAGAGUGAUUCCCAGAGAGAUGUCCACCAAGGCCCCUGUCUAUCUGAAAAGGACCAACCGAAAGGGUAAGAAGGAGAGGUUGCGGGAUAUAUUGUCGUCGGACAUGAUCAGCUCACCCCUCGGGGAUUUCCGCCACACCAUCCACAUUGGGAGCCGAGGAGAGGAUGAUGUUUUUGGUGACAUUUCCUUCCUGAAGGGCAAGCUGCACCUGCUGCCAGGCGGGCACAGAGACCCGCUGCGGGGUAAAGUGCCUCACUAUUCCUGCUCUGCCAGCCUUCAUGGGGAGCACCAGCGGGUAUCACCCCUCCUAAAGAAUGCCAUCUCCCUGCCUGUGAUUGGGGGUUCUCAGCCUCAGCUUGAAGCCCCCCCCAAACCCCCCAGGCUGCACUUGGGCAGUAAGAACAGCGGGCCCCUGGCCCAGGACCCGGCCUCGGACGAAAACCAGGAGCAAGGGGAGGGCACGGCCAGCAGGCAGGCUGGUAUUCCAGAGGUUCCAGAACAUUCUCCCGAAGAGCCGGACCGGCUCCAAGCCAACAGAGAUGUCUUUGUGAGGGAGGUGCCAGAGACCAACCUGCUUCCCAAUGCUGUCUCUCUUCUGUCUCUCCAUCUGGACUUGGGCCCCUCCAUCUUAGAUGAUGUCCUUCAGAUCAUGGACAGAGAGCAGGACAUUCAGCCCAAUGUGGCCUGCCUGGAGGCUAGCCCACGGUGUCAAAUCCUCUCCUUACAGUAGGGCCAGCCUUGGGACCAUCACUUCCAUCCUCUCGUCUUUCUGGGGGGGGUCCUCACAAAGUCGGGGGGGGGAGUGCCGAGGUAAAGGAGCUGACUGCCUUCUGGGCACAGAGACCACUCUCAGAGUCACAGGAACUGGGCUGCCACAGUCAAAGGCCAUUCAGCCCCAUCCUAUCCACACAGGCAUCUCACUCCAUGCCAAUCUGCUCCCUACGAUCCAUCAGAAUAAUCUUCCCACACUUCCAGAAGGAAGGGAAUCAAACAACAGGCUCCAUGCAGGAGCAGACUAUUCAACCAGGAGAGCUUCACCACUUCCCCACUGCUGAACCCUUUACCCCCUUCAUUGUGGGGCAGUGUGCCUGCCUUUCAGGAAUUCCUUUGGCUGUUUCACAUUGGUGGU